Arabis nemorensis is the source of this 186-nucleotide messenger RNA. Lineage: Eukaryota; Viridiplantae; Streptophyta; Magnoliopsida; Brassicales; Brassicaceae. The record is from the annotation of a GenBank genome assembly.
AUGUUUAAGAAUUUAUCUUCAAUACCAGUGCUAGAGGAUAGACAUUCAUUUGAUCUUCUUGGUUUUUGCUUGAUUCCCGACAAACUCUUUGAGAUAGGUGUUGGUAUAGACAUGUUAUUACGCUGGUUACCUGCAUUACCUCUCUUCACCAUGAUCUUCACUGAUGUUAGGGCUCUGCAGGUCUAG